AUGAGGAGUAGCCACUACAGCCGCUUCCUUCUCCGCACAAAGUUCUCCAAGCUGUAUCACCGAACAGAUUGCGUGCGGCACGUGCGGUCUGCACUGCUGGGGUCGCUGCUUCCGGUUCUCACCACCCCUGCUGUCUCCACAGCUCUCAGCUGCGGGCUCUCCACCUACCAGCCCCACAAGAGCAGGGUGGUUGGAGGAGAGGAUGCGAUCCCCAACAGCUGGCCCUGGCAGGUCUCCCUGCAGUACAGCAGUAGGAACGGUUGGUUCCACACCUGUGGAGGGUCCCUGGUGAACAGCAAAUGGGUCCUGACAGCUGCCCACUGUGUCAGCAACUCUUAUACGUACCGAGUGGUGCUUGGCCGUCACAGCCUCUCCACAGAUGAGUCUGGCUCUGUGGCCAUCUCUGUGUCCAGCUAUGUGGUGCACCCAAAAUGGAACACCAACCUCGCCAAUGGGUAUGACAUCGCCUUGGUCAAACUGGCUAAAGCCGUCACCCUGAGUGACAAGAUCCAGCUGGCCUGCCUUCCCCCUGCGGGCACCAUCCUGCCCAACAACUACCCCUGCUAUGUCACAGGCUGGGGCCGGCUGCAGACCAAUGGACAAAGCCCUGACAUCCUGCAGCAGGGACUGUUGCUGGUCGUGGACUACGCCACGUGCUCCAGCCGGACCUGGUGGGGCAGCUCCGUAAACACCAGAAUGGUCUGUGCUGGAGGAGAUGGUGUCACCUCCAGCUGCAACGGGGACUCUGGCGGGCCGCUGAACUGCCAGGCAGAUGACGGCUCAUGGCAAGUGCAUGGCGUGGUCAGCUUUGGGUCCACUCUGGGCUGCAACUACCUCCGCAAGCCGUCCGUCUUCACCCGGGUCUCUGCCUUCAUAGACUGGAUCAAUCAGGGCAGCAAUGUGGGGGCUGAGGAGAAGUGCUCUGGAGAGGACAGGAUGACAGGCGAGGCCGCAGCUCUGAGGCGGACGCCGCGUGGUGUCCACAGCUCUCUGGUCCUCCCCCUCUGCUCCUGGACGCUGCUCUCUGCUCUAGGCGCAGCUGAGGGCAGUGUAUGGCACGAUGAGGGACGGGAGUUGCCCGGAUCCAAAGUCCUUGACUUGUAG
Octodon degus (degu) is the source of this 1104-nucleotide messenger RNA. RefSeq names its product chymotrypsin-like elastase family member 2A. Bases 1 to 1104 code for a protein of 367 amino acids. Gene Ontology annotation, molecular function: serine-type endopeptidase activity. NCBI's taxonomy places the organism in Eukaryota, Metazoa, Chordata, Mammalia, Rodentia, Octodontidae. The record is from RefSeq and is a predicted model, not a curated record. The transcript is spliced from 8 exons. Gene Ontology annotation, biological process: proteolysis.